AUGAAGUUCCAAACCGUCUUUACCAUCACUGCUUUGGCUGCUAUUGCCACUGCUGCCAGCUCUGCUGAAGCUGCUGAAGCCUCUGUGGAAGCUCACGCUGGCCACGACCAUGACCAUGAUCACGGCCAUGACCAUGAUCACGACCACGACCACGACCACGACCACGACCACGAUCAUGCGAGCGAAGCCAAUGGUGGUGAGGCCAAGGCUGAAGAAACUGCUCAAGCCUCUGCUACCACCGGUGAUGACCACGACCACGCCCAUGAGUCGGGCGAAUCCGGUCAUGACCACGACCACGCUCACGAAUCCGGUGACGACCACGACCACGCUCACGAAUCCGGUGACGACCACGACCACGCCCAUGAAUCUGGCGAAGCUGCUCAUUCUCAUGAAUCUGGCGAGGCCGAUCACGCCCACAGCAACACCGUCAGUGCUAAGAGCGACAACGGCGCCGUUGCUGUUGGCUUCGGCACUGGUGCCGUCGCCCUUGCUGCCGUCUUGUUGUUGUAA
This is a messenger RNA of Diutina rugosa, 510 nucleotides long. RefSeq lists its product as uncharacterized. The transcript has a single exon. NCBI's taxonomy places the organism in Eukaryota, Fungi, Ascomycota, Pichiomycetes, Serinales, Debaryomycetaceae. The coding region runs from base 1 to 510 and encodes 169 amino acids. The record is from RefSeq and is a predicted model, not a curated record.